CUCCGUCGUGGAGCUCCACGUGAAUGCGAGAAAAACCUCCAAGUUUCGGGUCGUUUUCACGUCGUGUGGAGAAGUUUAGCGCCGCAGCUGAGACUCCGAGGCCGACACGAUGCUGUACCUGAUCGGCCUGGGCCUCGGAGACGCCGCCGACAUCACGGUGAAGGGUCUGCAGGCGCUGAGGCGCUGCUCCCGGGUCUACCUGGAGGCCUACACCUCCAUCCUCACCGUGGGCAAAGAGGCGCUGGAGGAGUAUUAUGGGAUGCCGUUGAUCCUGGCAGAUCGGGAUCUGGUGGAACAGGGGGCCGAUGAGAUCCUGAAGGGCGCCGAUGAGACCGACGUGGCCUUCCUGGUGGUGGGCGACCCGUUCGGAGCCACCACCCACAGUGACCUGGUCCUCAGAGCAGCGCAUGCUGGGAUACCGUACAAAGUCAUCCACAACGCUUCCAUCAUGAACGCCGUGGGCUGCUGUGGGCUACAGCUCUAUAAUUUCGGCGAGACCGUCUCGGUGGUGUUUUGGACCGAGACGUGGAGACCCGAAAGUUUCUACGAUAAAAUCUGCAAGAACAGAUCAGCUGGACUACACACACUCUGUCUGCUGGAUAUUAAAGUCAAAGAGCAGAGCGUCGAGAACAUGAUGAGAGGGAAGAAGAUCUACGAGCCGCCUCGCUUCAUGACCGUCGGUCAGGCUGCCGAUCAGCUGAUUCAGAUCGUCCAGCGACGGCGGGAGGAAGGGGCGGAGCUAGGUGUGACCGAGGACACGGUGUGCGUCGGUUUGGCCCGGCUCGGCUCGGACGACCAGACGAUCCGCGUGGGGACGUUGCGUCAGCUGGCGUCCUGCGACCUCGGCGGGCCGCUCCACUCGCUGGUGGUGACGGGUCAACUCCACCCGCUGGAGGUGGACAUGCUGCGAGUAAACGCUGAACCGGAGGCGCUGGAGCACCUGAAGAUGGUCGACAGCUCGACGUACACCUCCUAACACGAGGAGGACGGACUUGAAUCAGAAAACUUGGUUUACGUCGUCACGGAGGAGUCACGUGACUUCACGUCACCAAUAAAGAUGAAGAUGAAGUGACUCCACUCAGAAGGUCAGAAUUAUUUAUUACAGCGGUAAAAAAAAAAGUCCCACUGACAGGUCACAUGGUUUGGCACAGUAAAAACAGUGACAUCACGCUUCCUGCGGACCAAUCAGGUCUCAGUGGUGAUGUCAGCAGUAGUGGGAGGAGCUCAGAUUGUCUCUGAUUCACGAUGAAGGCACUUACCCAGAAUGCUUUGCUCCAGUUAAAGUGCAAAGGGGGAGAAGGGAGGGCUUGUUGCCGAGCGACCCAAAAAAGUAGGCGGGGCUGUUCAAGUUCAUCAGUUCUUCAUGCGCCCCCCCUCCCUUCCCUCUGUCUGUCCUGCAGCGACUGUGGGGUCAGAAGUCGCUGCAGCGAUACCUAUAUGUGAUUGGUCCCAGGUUUGGAGGAGGAGCUUCUACAUGGCGGCCACGUCGAUCUGAACGUACAGCUGUCGAACUCCAACCUGACGACGAAGAGAACGCAGAACGUCAAAUACACGAUAAAAAUAAUAAAACUUUAAAAAGUACUGUGGAAAAUACUAAAUACUGAACUACAGUAAACACAAAGUACUACAGAAAUCCAGUAAAACGCUCGUUUUGAAAAGACGUCAGAUUUUCACAUUUAUUUGUCCUGAGCCUCGAGUUGAUUUGUUGUUUUUUUAACUCAGAGAAAAUGAACUAAGGCAGUUUUUGACAAUUUACAAGAAAAAAAAUUGU
This is a messenger RNA of Nematolebias whitei (Rio pearlfish), 1771 nucleotides long. It is a transcript of the gene dph5, whose product is annotated as diphthamide biosynthesis 5. The record is from RefSeq and is a predicted model, not a curated record. Gene Ontology annotation, biological process: protein histidyl modification to diphthamide. Bases 110 to 976 code for a protein of 288 amino acids. Lineage: Eukaryota; Metazoa; Chordata; Actinopteri; Cyprinodontiformes; Rivulidae. Gene Ontology annotation, molecular function: diphthine synthase activity. The transcript has 7 exons.